GCAGCAGCCUCCAAAAAAAUAAGGAAAAAGAAAAGAGGGAAACAGCCGGGUCACAGGAGUCCACCAAGCAUCCAGGAAACAGCUCACAGCUCAGGGACUCGGCCAAAAGAGGCGGGGAGCAGUUUGUUAUUGGAAAAGCUGACAAGAGACCAAGGCAGCAGGGAGGGAAGAGAAAGAGAGAGGUUGCUGCCUAACUUUGAGUUGGUCAGUGAAGGCCUCAUGCAGCUUCUUAGCAGCAGCUCAGUCCCAUUUUUAACUGCCUGACGCACCUCGACUUUUAGCAGAGCUCACCGGGAGAACAGAGCAAAGAAAGAGGGAAAGUAGAGACAGGGAUAAAGAGGAAGGAAAAGAGAGAAAGAAGGGGAAGCAUGAUGACCCAAGAACAGUGCACUCAUAGGAACAAUGUCCAGAGUUCAGAGAAACCACAAGUAUACAAAGUGGGAAUAUAUGGCUGGAGGAAACGCUGCCUUUACUUCUUCGUCCUGCUGCUGAUGAUCCUGAUCCUGAUCAACUUGGCACUAACUAUCUGGAUCCUCAAGGUCAUGAACUUCACCAUAGACGGCAUGGGAAACCUCAGAAUAACAGAGAAGGGCCUGAAACUGGAAGGGGACUCUGAGUUCCUCCAACCCCUUUAUGCCAAAGAAAUCCAAUCCAAACCAGGCCGCCCACUGUUCCUGCAGUCGUCCAGAAACGUGUCGGUCAAUAUCGUCAACAGCAACAACCAGCUGCUCACACAACUUGUAACAGGAUCUAGUGGAUUUAAAGCACGAGGCAAGAUGUUUGAAGUCAAAUCCACCUCUGGGAAGCUCCUUUUCUCAGCCGACGAGCAGGAGGUGGUGGUGGGUGCCGAGAAGCUCCGAGUGAUGGGGGCAGAAGGAGCCGUGUUCAGCAAAUCGGUGGAGACGCCACAUGUCAGGGCUGAGCCAUUCAAAGAGCUAAGACUGGAGUCUCCCACUCGCUCCCUACUGAUGGAGGCUCCUAAAGGCAUCCAGAUCCUGGCUGAGGCCGGAGACAUUCAGGCCAUCUGCAGGAACGAGCUGCGACUGGAGUCCAAAGACGGAGAGAUCUCUCUGGAUGCUCGGAGGAUUCGCCUGAUGCGGCUGCCUGAGGGGAAGGCCUCCACCAGUUCCUCAUCCUCCGGGACCAGGCAGACUGUCUACGAGGUUUGUGUUUGCCCCAACGGGAGGCUUUUCCUGUCCAAGGCCGGCAUCGGAUCUACCUGCCAGAUCAGCAACAAUCUCUGCCUCUAGGACUGAAACAUACAAAUAUAUAUAAAUACGCAGAUAUCCUGAAAGACAGACGGGCAAUAACAGACAGACGUACCCACAUCGCCUGCCUCUAGGACUGAUUCACAGCAAACACAGACACUACAUACAAAGACUGCCAGCGCUGAUGGUAUAAGUAUAAACAAUCAUGGAUACUGUACCUACUGUACACACUGAUGUAUACACUUUGCAAUCACAAACACUCUGACUGAUAUUUAGGCUCAACCGAUAUGUUUCAACAGGCCAAUACUGAAAAUUUUAGAUUGAAGCUGCUGACAGCGGAUAUUUUGUGCCAAUAUUUCAAAGCUACUAAAAUAUUUUCUCCCUUAAUUUUAUACAUUUCAGAGUGGAAAAGCCUCUGAAAAAAGCAUUUAGAGCAUCACAGGACACUAAAGCUCUCCACUGAGGGUCAUAUACAUCUCUGUCAGCUCUUUAUACUUACCAUGCAGCAGGAGAUAUUAGGCAAGAGACAAAUGUGUUGCAUUGCAGGGUUUAACAACUUUUUAACAAAACAGAGGUCAGAAAGGAACCUUCAUCUCCAUCAUGUUGGACAACGUAGGACACUGGCUGAUACAGUAAUGUUGAAUAAGGGGAAAGUAUUGGUAAUGUAUCGGUCUGAACCUAACAGUCAUCAUGACACACUAUUUAUUUAUUAAUAGCGUACACACGAAAAGAUGCACACACUAGCUUACAGACAUGCAUUCACACAGUACACAUAUUUGAACAUGGUGUCUACACACACAUACACUUUUCUCAUAGGAGCCUCCAGGUAGAAAGUGAGAGGAAAAUCUCCAGAGAUUUACUAGAAGAGACGCUGAUCUGUUUCCUUUCUCCCUCAAGAGCAUUUCAGUACUGGAAUCCUAGGGUACCACCACGGCAGCAGGCCCCGCCCAUUCCUUCUCCCCUCCUUUCUUCUUCCCCUUUUUCCUCAUCUUUUCUUUUUUCUUCUCCAACGUUUACCACAGCUGAGAUAAUAACAUCAUUUCUACUUUUCCUGGUGUUCAUUUUAAAGCCCCGCAGGCAUGCUAUUAGCACUGAUUACAACUAUUCAUAAAAUGAAUUGUAAUAGUAUAUGAGAGGACUUGGCAUGGAUGUAUUAUAAGAACUGGACACCAGAUUCCAAAAAUGGCACCCAUUCAGUUUGAAAGAAAAUUUAAGGGCCAGCACACAAAAAUAGCUUUGUAGCUUCCGAGCCCCUCUCAGCCCAUAGACUUUACAUUGGGAUUAUGUCAUGUUUAAAGCACCUUUCUAGGCUCUACAAAUAUAACACUCCAUGGAUUAUAAUCCAUAAUACAGAAUAAUAACUGACCUUGUUUGCAGUUUGAGGUGUCCUGUUAAAACUUUUACAGAUCCGUCUUUUAUAACGGUGGCCAAUAGAAAAAGUUCUUUCUGGGUCACAAGUGAUUUUUUUUAGUUGCAGUACCACAAGUGGCCACUGGGACAAAUUGACAGCAAGGAUGACUGGCAGUGCCAAAUCCAGCUCUCUUACUACAUCCAUGGGAAUUAUGGGGAUAGUUUCUAAGGUAGACAUGUUAUAAACAGCCUUUUCUGUCAAACACAUACCAGAUCCAGAUGUGCAUGUGCUAAAUUUGAGUAUAUGCAACACAUUCUCACUCCCAUCUUGUCAAAGUACGGCUGAGUGGCUUUACACUUCAAACUAUGACGCUGUUGUGUCAGUUUUGAAUGUUCAGGGCAAACUUCGGGUUAGACUUUCAAAAUAGAGUUUGCUGCAGUUUGGUAGGUUAGGAACAGAUCAUAGUUUGGGUUACAAUAAUAAGUUAGUUUUAUAAGUUAACGUUAUGUAUGUAAGUUAAAAAUAAGUCAACGUUGAUUGAUUGAUAUUGGUUUUACAUGGGAAACAGACGGCAGUCUCCUGGGGAAAGUCCUGUGUUGUGACCCAUCCAACCACCCUGACCUCCUCCCUACACUGACUUUUCACACUAUUCACAUUACGUCACCUGACUUAGAUGUCACAUAAAACCAUUACGCUAGACAGGCGUGUCCAGAAAUGACUCUAAGGUGUACCUACAGGGUUGUAGUUUGAAGCGUCCGGCUGGUGACGUGUUGGGAAUGAGAGGGGGCUGGUAUGUGCAGUGCUGUUUUUGUGCUUAUAUGACAAUGCAUCAACCACAUUUGGGCUGUGUGGAAAAACACUUGAUGAUUUUCUUCUUAUUUGAUGUCAUCUUUUUACGUUAAACUGAACAGAGAGCUGUUUUAAUUUCUCAUAAUGACUGGUUUUUGCUUGCAUAAAUUCCGUCCAUGUCUCUUCCUGCCAAAACAGUAUCACCCUCCUGUCGCCCUGACAAUGAAAAAAAAGUAUAAAAACAACUGAAUAUCCUGUUAUAACCCUUAACUAAACACAAGGAAUAUGUCAUUAAUGUCCAAUGUAAGCUGCUCGAACCUCGGCGGUGGUCACCCUACUUGUUUCUUGCACUGGGACAUUUUUAAAAAAGGACAAAAAAACAAACUAAUGCGAGCCACUCUGUUGAAAGAGGGGAACUGUGCCUGUGCCUUAUGUCGAUGCACUUGUGGCAAGAAGAAGCACAUCACACAGACUUUCUUUGGCAUCAAAAAGUAACAUUAUAUGUGAUUUCAGUUCAGUUUAAUCCCAUCCACAAAUCUCUCCCUCUCCCUCUGAGUGAAUGCAAAGACCUUUAGCUACAUCUGACUGUAGUUCUCCCUGCUGUCAACACCUGACUCUGCAAAAGGACCACUUCUGCUUCCCUGGUUUGAGAUAACGUUCUUGUUACUUAUUUUUCAUGAUCAAAUAUUCUGUGUUAGCAUAUUGUAUGUGUUUUAUGUUAGUGUUUGAAGUUGUAAACAUGUGAUCCUGUGGAGUUUAACAGACAGAUUAUGGCACUGAUGGGUCUGAUUUCCACUACUUAUCACAAACUAAUACCAAAAACAUAGUUUCUCCAACAGAUCUUUAUGACCUGUUUUCAUCUUAACAGGUUCACAUCUGGUGACUUUAAAAGCGUGCUUUCCUUUUAGGUGGAGACUAGUUCGGCAAGACUACUUUGUAAAGACGUAAAGAUCUUGCAUGAUAACAUCCAGAAGAAAUUAGACUUUUUGGCCGAGUGGCCUGUGAUAACGCCUGAACACACACAGAGUAGCGCACAGCAUUUACUUACAUCUUAAGUGUCACAUCCUUUUCAGAGUCAGGUGUGCCAAUCUUCUCGCUGUCGCUCAGCUUCUCUGUCGCUGUAUAUUAAAGGCCUUUCAGAAAUAUUUCACAACAAAAUCGAAUCUAUCUGAUGUAUUUGUUUUUUUGAAUACAUGUACACGAGAGAAAUACAAAUUUUUAUAUGGUUGUAUAUGUAAAUAAUAUAAACAUAACCACAUCGGCGCGCAUCAGACAAAAGAGAAACACUGCUCUUUUGCAAAAAGGAAAACCUUUUUUAUAAUGUACAUCAAUAUGUGUUUUUAUACUGAAAGGGCAAAGAAAGUAUGUUAAAGGAUAAUCAUUGACUUAGCAUGUACAGCAAUGUAUACAACGUUCGCCUGUGGAGAACAGGCUGGUUUUGUUUUUAUGCCUUCUCCUUCCUGUACUCGUCUCUCCUGCUGAGCUUCACACAAACACAAACUUUCUUUAUUUUUGUUUUAUUGUUGUCGUUUUUGUUGUUCUGUUGGGCCCGAGGUCUUUGCAUUCUCUCCAAGUGUGCUGUGUGUACAUUUGUGCUACUACGAGUGAGCUUUUGUUUUGUUCUUCUGAUCCACAGAACGUGUUGAGUGAUUCUCAGAGAUACAAACACAGGAACCAAAAGUAAAAAGAAAUGAAGCAGAGAAGGAAAUGAUACAGAGGGUUACACAUGAGCUAAGAUUGCUGGAUACCAGAACAGGCAACAAAAAUCCACUGUAUUUAAUGAAAAACAUAUUUAUCAACCAUCGGAUCAUUAUCAAUCAGACUAAAAUGUUUUGAGAAAGUACACAAUCACUUUGACAAAAGAAUAAAGAACAUUUUCAUUGAUUCCAUAGUAAUACUAAAAAGUAUAUUGUAGAUACACUUUCCAAAUUCAAUCAGACCUGCAGAUGUGCAUAAUGCACACAUUUUGGAGUUUGAAGAUGAUCCAAAGAGGACGCUGAUCAGGCAUCAACCAGUGGAUUACGUUGCUGAUCAGUUUAUAAUAUCGACAAGAUGGCGUUAUGUAAAGCUUCCCCGUGUGUUAACGCUGAGCGCUCUGUACUUCCUUUUCUGGCUUCACAUUGGAUUUAACAUCCAUCCUGAAUAUUUACAUUUUUCUUCAUUCUUCAGUCUGAAACUGCCGUUCAUGGAGUAGUUUUCAAAGAUGCCAAAAUAAAAGGCGUUGUUCAAAUUGAUUGCAGUAGUUAUUGGAUCCUCCCUGACAAGAAAAAGCAACUAUAAAUUCCACUUACUGAACAGGAAACCUUUUGACUGCAGACUUCUAUCAUGAAAUCUGUUCUUUAGGAGGGUUGAUCUUUCUUCAGUAGAGACACAAACUCCUGGUUUCUCUCCUGGGUAACAUUUUUAUCAACUAUACCUAAAUGAAAUCAAUUAAAUAUGAGCACACGUUGUUUUAACAUGAUAAUCUAAUGAUUAUUGUGUUAGCAAACAACAACUUUGUUCCAACAUGAUUACUUGUAAUUACAACUAGGACGAUAAUACCAAUAUUUUCCACACUCGGUUGCUUGUUUUUGUGACCUGGCCAGUAAAGUUAUAGAUAAUCUCUUACUUUAGAACAUGUCAGAGAUUUUCAGAAAUAUAUGGGAAAACCUGUUUAACAAUAAAAACAAUGAACUACAGAAGUGGAAGAGAGGCUAGUUAGGAUGCAGGCUUCGGCGUGACAUCUGGAAAACUGAAGAGUAAUAAUACAUGGGGAAAGCUGAUGGUUCAAAAGGCUGAUGGUUGUGAUUAUUAUUUCCCUUCUCUAUUCUUUUUUUUUUUUUUUUUUACCUGUUGCACUGCAAUGCUAGAAGCGAGUGUGACAGAAUAAUAACAUAAUAAUAACAGAAUGUUAUACAGGAAUGAAGUCAAUAAUAAUAACCUCUAAACACAUUUUUAAGUAUUCAGCGGUUUAGAAGCUGGUUUCAAGCAGUCUGAGAAAAAUCAAACUUUGAUCUGAUUAAAAAAAGUAAAACAAAAAAAAAAUUUCUGCUGCAACUUAAAGCAUACAGGGAUUGAAUGAAUAGAAGUCAGGGGAGGUUAUACAGAAUUAGAAUUAAGUUUACAAUAAAAUAUUUUUUUUUUAUUUUACAGUAGAAAACUACCACUCAAGUAUUACUUUUAAGGCUUUAUAUUUAAAUCUGAAAACGUUUGACUAAUAAAAAUGCUUCAUUAUUUGUCUGCCUUAAUUGUAUUCCUGGCAUUAUGGAUAAGGUUUUUAAAUGCAUCUAGUUCCUCAUGUUGGCAAAUAAAAUUUACAGACACUAUAGUUGAACAAUUAUCAGGAAAAACAUUUAAUUAAAAAAGUCAAAUUUACACUUGAUUCUUGGUUAUGAGUCUGAUACAGUGCUAUACUGAGAAGUUAAACUCACGUUGAUAUUGUCGGAAGAUCUGCUGCAUAGUGGAUGCAAUGUGUUCAUUUUCUUGAUUGUCUAUCAUCCAUUAAAGAAAAGUGCCACCUGACACAUUUAAUAACAAA
This is a messenger RNA of Micropterus dolomieu (smallmouth bass), 6865 nucleotides long. RefSeq names its product sarcoglycan, delta (dystrophin-associated glycoprotein) (gene sgcd). NCBI's taxonomy places the organism in Eukaryota, Metazoa, Chordata, Actinopteri, Centrarchiformes, Centrarchidae. The record is from RefSeq and is a predicted model, not a curated record. The transcript has 8 exons. Bases 369 to 1250 code for a protein of 293 amino acids. Gene Ontology annotation, biological process: cardiac muscle tissue development; heart contraction. Gene Ontology annotation, cellular component: sarcolemma; sarcoglycan complex.